Messenger RNA from Heterostelium album PN500, 2055 nucleotides. It is a transcript of the gene fscC, whose product is annotated as G-protein-coupled receptor family protein. The coding region runs from base 1 to 2055 and encodes 684 amino acids. Gene Ontology annotation, molecular function: transmembrane signaling receptor activity; protein binding. Gene Ontology annotation, biological process: cell surface receptor signaling pathway. The transcript is spliced from 7 exons. The record is from RefSeq and is a predicted model, not a curated record. Gene Ontology annotation, cellular component: membrane. Lineage: Eukaryota; Evosea; Eumycetozoa; Acytosteliales; Acytosteliaceae.
AUGAAAUGUAGAUUAUUAGAAUGUGAAAUUGCCAAUCACCAAAAGACUCUCGAUGUAUACCGUACCGAUUAUGACCAAUUAAAAAAAAUGAUCGAAACAGAAGAGCUCUAUCAUCGAAAACACCAAGCAAAUAAGCAGAUGUUCGAUAACCUCAUCGAUAAACAAUCAUUUGAUGGUUUUAUAAGAGAUAAGCUACUGGUUGACAGGACUUCGAAAUCUAGUGACCCAAUUGUUCAAGCGAUAAACAAUUUGUUUAAUUUUGGAAAAUCAAACGAAUUAAAGUCUACAUGGCUCAUUCCUCUAGGUGUCGUAGGAGAAGAAACAGUGAAACAAAUAGCCUACCAAAUCUUUCCGAGAAACUCCUCUGUACCACCUUGCAUAGUGGAAAGCAGUACAAUUCCAAAAGAUACACAAAUUUACUUGAAUAGUAGUCAGACACAAGAACAAUUGAGUCAAUAUGCACUCGAAUCUUUAAACGGUAUCAAAUUGACAGCCAAUGAUGACUGUAUAAAAAAUGCAUCAAUAGUAAUUUGUUCAAUUUUUUAUAAACCUUGUAAUUUAUUUAAUGAAUCUUCUCUUAAUGUAACAUUUCCAUCUUUGCCGUGCCAAUCAAUUUGUCAAAAAGCAGAGGUUGCUUGUGUAGAUUUCCUAUCACUAUUUCCUAUAUCAUGUAAAGAUCAAACCGAUGGUGUUCCUGAUUUUCCAAAUUCAACUACAACCUACCCUCUCACACCAACCUCCACACAAACCAUAGACAUCACAUGUAACAAUGCUUAUGUAUCAAAUUCGAAUUAUACAUUUUGUUUAGAACCAUUGAUUUAUGUUGAUGAAGAAAUGGAAAAGGAUCCACUAUACUACACAGUCAUUGGAAAGUGUGCUCUUCCAUGUCCAUUUGAAAUAUUCUCUGAAUCCGCAGAGGAUGCAAUUUAUUAUCUCCAAACAGUUUUAGUUUCCUUUAGUUUUGUUGGUUCAGUCUUUCUAAUAGUUUUCUAUGGAAUAUUACCUAAUGAAAUUAUUAUUAAAUUUGAAAUUAUUCUUUCAUUUGCAAUUUCAACUAUAUUUUUAGAAAUAUCAUAUUUCUUUGUAGAUAAAAGAAAAGAAAACUUUUGUGAUGGAAACCGAUAUAUUAGAUCAAAAGAUGCUGUAUGUGUAUUCAAUGGGUUAUUCUUUCAAUUUGGGGGUCUAUCAAUGAUUUUCUGGUGGACUACUAUUUGUUAUGAUUAUUUCCUCUCUAUUCGAAUGGAAAAAUUCAAACAUUUCAAAUAUUUUAGAAUUAUCAUUUGGUCGGUCUCUAUAUUGUUUACUUUUAUCCCACUCAUUGGUAAACAAUAUGCUGCGACACCUGCCACUUCAGGAUGUUGGAUUAAUGGUGAUAAUUCAGAUACCUGGCAAUAUAUCUUUUUCUUUGUACCAUCAUGGAUUUGUUUAAUUCUUAUUUUAUUUUUUACUAUUUAUUCAAUUACAAAGAUUUACUCUAUUUAUAAGAUUUUACAUGAUAAAAAAGUUAUUAUAUAUACAAUUAAACAAAUAUUUGUAAUGGUAUGGGUACUUUUCAAUUUUAGUUUUGUUACAGCAUUCAAGUUUUAUAUUAGUGCCAAAAAGGAUACCUAUUUUGAUGCAGUUAGGGAUUGGGUACAAUGUAUUGCCAAAGAUGGAGAUGACAAUUGUCGUCUAAAAAUUGAUGACUAUCAGUUUAGAUUACUACAGAUUAUCACAACUUGUGAUGCUGGAAUCAUUGGUUUUAUUGCAUUUGGUAUUGAGCCAAGUAAUCUCAUUACACUAAGAACCUCAAGAAUUGCAAGAAGAUUAUUUAACAUGAUCAAUGUUUCUUUCAGUUCAGAAGAUACCCUUUCCGAUCCAUCUAGUGCUGCUUCACAAAGAAAAAGUACAAUCCAAAUGAAAAAGACUUCCGGAAGCAGUAUAUUCCUUAGCAAUAACAGUUCCUCCUCAUCCUCGACAACAAUAACCACUACCGGCUCAGUUGUUAGCAAUGAAACACUCACACCGUCACUCGAAUCGGAACCAUCCACGACAACGCCACCUCAACAACCAUAA